Messenger RNA from Pelagomonas calceolata, 2796 nucleotides. Lineage: Eukaryota; Pelagophyceae; Pelagomonadales; Pelagomonadaceae. The record is from the annotation of a GenBank genome assembly.
CAAGCAUAAAGUGAUGGCCGCAUUGUUGUAGUCGGCGCACACCGCAUAGCAGUGGAAACGCAGCCUCCGGCGCACCCAUGGGGCGCCUGCGCUACCACUGCCUGAGCGGGCUGCUCCUCCUUUUAGCUCUCGCCGCCAAGGCCGAGGAGGCCACUGCUGUACCACCAUGCGACAAAAAUGACCAUGACAAAAAAGAAGACAAGUUCACUCACUUCACGGAGAUUUUUUACACGGUCAUCUUCAUCAUUCUCGUGUGGAUCAGCGGCAAGAUCGCGGCCGCGGCAGGCGCGCCGUCGCUCGUGGGCGAGAUCCUGGUCGGCGUGAUCCUAGGGCCCCACGUCGUGGACUUCGUGCCUUUCCCCUCCGCUCUUAAGAGUAUAGGAGAAGUGGGUCUGUGCUUACAUGCGUUGGAAGCGGGUCUGAUGGUCGACGUCGAGAUGUUGGAAAUUGUGGGCGCGCGAGGUUUAGCUGUCGGAUUCGUCGGGAGUGCCGCACCUUUAGGACUUGGACUAUUAGUAGCAUUGGCCUGGGGCGCCAAAUUAACGCCGGCCUUUGUCGUCGGCGCGUGCACGGCGACGAUGUCGACUGGUAUUGCCCUUAAUGUCCUCAAAGCCGGUUCGGUCAUCAACCAGCCCAUCGGCCAGUUGAUCAUCGCCGCGGCGUCGGUGAAUGAAUUGGUGAAUAUCACGUUGUUGACUUGCGUCGACAACAUGAUGCGGCGAGCAAAACCGAUGGCCUACGCGCUACCUUUGGGUAGUAUGAUUUUACUGGUCCUCAUAGUGGGCUGGGCCGCGGUCAAGAUCGUGCCGCGGUGGCUCGAGAAGCAUAUUUUACCAAGAGUGCCGCAGCACCAUCGACCGAACGCUGUCCUUUUAUGUUUGUUUUCGGCGGCCAUCAUCUUGAUACCGGUCUGUAAAUAUUCUGGUAGUUCGGAGUUAUUGGGAGCCUUCUUAGCUGGUCUAUGUUUCUGUAGCGACCACGUCGUCCACGCGACGUGGGACCGCCAGGUAAAAAGAGUCUAUGCGUGGUUGAUGCGCUUGUUUUUUGCGGCGACGAUUGGGUUCGAAAUACCCAUCGAACACAUGAACACGCAAUCUUUAACCAAGGCGUGUAUCCUAUGCACCGUAUCCAUCGCUAAACUGGCGAUGGGCGCCUUCGCCCAGCCGCUGGACAGCGACCACUUCUGGAUCCUGGCCUGGGCCUGGGGCGAGUGGGGCGAGAUGUCUUUUUUUAUCGCCGGUGUCGCGGCUACUGAAAUUAAGUCGGGCCGGAUCAUCUCGAAGGACACCCAUAACGCCAUUUGUCUGGCGGUACUUGUGUCGAUGUUGGUGUGUCCCGCCGGUCUACGACGGAAGCUCGAAGAGUACGAGAAGAAGGCCAAGUACCAGAUCGCCGAGGCCUGUACCCGCGUCUCGUUAUCUCGGCUCAAACUUGGACACGAUCUCCGAGGGAUAGACAGAAACACCGCACUCCGACCCCAACAAACCUCAAAUUGAAGCACAAGUUGAACUUUGAUUCCCACGCAGGCGAUUGCCGACACGGCGGACACGUCCGGUCGCGAGCACGCGACCUACUUCUGCUUGCAGACGAAGUCCCACGCCCACUGGGACAUGUCCGGUUCGCUCCAGAAGAUGAUGCAGAAGCUCGGCUGCGACGUUAUUGAUUACCGCCAGUGGCAUCCGAACGAUCAUUUCGGCCUCGCGCACUGUGCGAUCUCCGCGUUUUGAAGUGUUGCGGUGCCUUCACUUCACUGAUACGACUCGUGUUUCUUUUUCGAGUUCGAGGCCGUUCGGACCACGCAGGCGUCAACGAGAUGUACGUGCGCGACGACCACGUUCGCUUACCGACGGCCGUCGACAUGUCCGCCGAGCAGAAUGUGAAGUUACGAGAGCGGAUCGACGCGAUCUUGGACGCUACUCGGGCGGCCCUCCACGAGGACGAGCACGACGGCGCGGAGAUUAGGGUGCAGAGAUGGUUACCUGGAAGUCACUUGGAAGGGAGUCGUUUGGUCGCGAACGAGGACGCGAAGGAACGGAUCGAGGUCCUAGCCUCGGAUACGAACGUGUAUAGGGGCGCCGACGGCAAGUUGCAUGGCAAGUCCUACGGGCCCUGGCGCUCUACUUCUCACUCUAGGAAGGCGAAGUCGGCGAAAGAAACCCUCACGCAUAGCGUCGAGGACACGAUCGACCAGGAGCAGUGCCUCGAGGGCUUCGACGAGGUCAGCUCGCAGAAGGGUUCGGUACGGAAGGAAAACCGAUUGAAAGCGUUCGCGCGACACGUCCUCGACCCUUCUGAAAAAGAUCAUGGGUUGGAGGCGGAGCGCGGCACGCGCGGGGCGUUGCACGCCGAACCUCAUCAUGAAUUGGACGGCUUCGUGCACCACGGCGCGCACCACCCCUUCGCGUUGCCGGACGACGACGACCACGAGAAGGAAGAUGAGCUCGUGUUCGGGUCGAAGUUACCGUCCUCGACGUCGUUGCGACGGAUGGCCUCCUUUAGAUCGAUGGCGUCGCUCGACGAGUCCGAGACGAAGGAGUGGCACCAGCACGACGUGGAGACGGCCGACGACGCGGGGACGGUGUUGCCUCUUGCCUCUACUUCUCUUGGUAAAAGAGCCAAGUCCUGGUCUGGGCGUGGUGGUUCUCCUGAUGAUCGGUCGCGGCGCGACGCCGCGCGGCGGCGGACGCUGUCCGAUUUGCCGCCGCCGCCGCCGUCGCCGGACUCGAAGCCGUCGACGCCGGCCCAUCUGGACGAGGUCGGGGAGAGUAAGCAGCUGUGAGCGAAAACCCGUUUUGA